This is a messenger RNA of Symbiodinium pilosum, 3324 nucleotides long. Lineage: Eukaryota; Dinophyceae; Suessiales; Symbiodiniaceae. The record is from the annotation of a GenBank genome assembly.
AUGGUGACCCGGUCAUCACGGUAUCCGCUGAUGAUUGAUCCACAAGGGCAGGCAUUGGCAUGGAUCAAAAACAAGGAGCGCAAACGCAUAGCACUCGAGCCGACCAUGUGCGUCACUACCUUGGGCAACAGGUCCUUGAAGGACCAGCUGGAGUGUACGAUCAGCCACGGAUUGUGCCUCGUUAUCGAGAACGUCGAGAAUGAAAUGGAUCCACUCUUGGACCCUGUCUUGGAGAAGGCGGUCGUUUUCAAGGCUCAGGCCAAGAAGUGGAUCAUCCGAAUUGGUGAUGCCAACGUGGAUUACGACGAGCGGUUUUGCUUGUACAUGACUUCCAGGCUGCCGAACCCGCACUUCAGUCCAGAGUUGUCUGCCAAAACUACGGUAAUCGACUUUACAGUCACCUUGCGAGGCUUGGAGCAGCAGCUGCUAGGCCGCGUCUUGAACAUGGAGCAGCGAACGCUGGAGGAGAUGCUGGCAGGGUUGAAGGAGGAAACCACAAAGGGCACGAAGGAGCUCCAGACGCUUGGCAAGCAAUUGCUCGAAAGGCUUUCCAACGCAAAGGGCAAUCUGCUGGAUGACACUCAACUCAUCGAGGUCCUCGCAAAUACUAAGGCUAAAGCAAAAGAGGUAGAAGCAAAGCUUAGCGAAGCCAAGCAGAGGACAGUGGAGAUUGACGAAAAACGGGAGCAGUUCCGGCCUGUGGCAACCAGGGGGAGCCUGAUGUACUUCAACAUGACUGACAUGAUCCUCGUCAACAACCCCAUCACACUGCAGCCGAGCGGCUGGAUGUACAACUGCUCCCUAGAUCAAUUCUUGGAGCGCUUCGACUUCUCGAUCAAGAACUCCGACAAAGUCCAACCAACGUCAAAGAGGGUGGAUCGCAUCAUCGACUCCCUCACAUACAAGGUCUACCGCUACAUGAAUCGCGGCUUAUUCGAGCGUGACAAGAUGAUGUUCAAGUUAAUGGUGGCGUUGAAGAUUAUGGUUGUGAACGGGGAGCUGACGAGCGAGGAUGUGCUGAUCUUCUUGAAGGCUGGUGGCUCCCUGGACAAGAACAACGAGCGCAGCAAUCCCUUCAUGAAGUGGAUGGGCGAGAAGGCGUGGCUGAACGCGAUACAGCUUACGCGUCAUGGAUUUGGCAGAGAUCAAAUUCCGAUAUUCCGGGAUCUGACAGACCUACUGCAGAGGAAUGAACUCGGUUGGCGCAAGUGGUUUGACGAGAGCGAGCCGGAGAACUCUCCAGUGCCUGAGUAUGAAGACAGAAUCGUGAUGGAAAGGACGAUAGGCCCAUUCAUACGUCUCGCGCUGGUGCGCGCUUUGAGGGAGGAUCGAGUUGGGAUUGCCAGCGCGCAGUUUGUUGACAAGCAGCUUGGACCCAAAUACACGGCACCAGUCAGUGACACGAUCACUGACAUCUACGAGGAAUGCAGCGCACGCAAACCCGUCCUGUACUUACUCUCAGCCGGAACAGAUCCAACAAACAUGAUCGACGAGCUGGCCAAGCGGAAAAAGAAGUUCCCCACUGACAAGGUGUCCAUGGGUGAAGGACAGGAGAAGGUUGCACGAGAGAAGAACGGCGCUGCAUUUCUAACCGGCGGUUGGGUUAUUUUGCAGAACUGCCAUUUGGGCACAGAUUACAUGAACGAAGUGGAAGAGGUCCUCACAAAGACGCCAGAAAUUCACGCCAACUACAGGCUUUGGAUAACCUGCGAGAUAACUUCCCGCUUCCCGAUUGGCCUGCUUCAGAUGUGCAUUAAAGUGACCCUUGAGCCACCAGCUGGACUGAAAGCUUCUCUGCAUAGGACCUACACGACCAUGGUCACGCAGGAGACGCUCGACAAGGUAGACCAUGAGAAGUGGCGAACGCUUCUCUUCACAGUUGCUGUCUUGCACAGUGUCGUGCAAGAGCGUCGCAAAUUUGGAGCAAUCGGCUGGUGUGUUCCCUACGAGUUUAACAACUCAGACUUGGAUGCAUCCCUGCUUUUCUUGGAGAAGCAUUUAUCCUCCACUAUCCUGGUGGGCCUUCCAUUGACGUGGAACACCAUCCAGUACAUGAUUGCGGAGGUGCAGUAUGGUGGCCGGAUUACCGAUGACUUGGAUAGGGAUCUCAUCAACACAUAUGCCGCUAAGUGGCUUUGCGACGAGAUUUUCAAGCCAUCUUUCAGCUUCAACAAUUAUCACGCUGAGUUCAGCUAUCAAAUCCCAGAUGCGAUGGACAUCGGCGUGUACAGAGACUACAUUGAAACCAUACCGCCAGUGGACUCACCGCUGAUUUUUGGCCUACACCCGAACGCAGACAUUACAUACCGUAUCAAGGAAGCCGCGGAAAUGCUGACAACAAUCAUCGAAACACAGCCCAAGGAAAGUAGCGCAAGUGUUGGGAAGUCAGUUGAUGAGCAGGUGAAAGAAUCAGCCAGUGAUCUGAUUGCAAAGCUACCCUUGGAUUUGGUGGAAGAGGUCUUCCGCGCGCAAAUUCAGAAAAUGAAAGGUCCUCCACGAAUCGAGGACCGAGGCUUCGGGGCACCUUUGAACAUUUUCUUAUUUCAGGAGCUGCAGCGGCUACAGAACAUCAUAAGCAUUGUUCGCAGCAAUUUAGACAACCUCGUUAUGGCGAUCGAUGGCACUGUUGUGAUGACACUGGACCUGCUGGAGGACUUGAACUGCAUUUUCGACAGCAGAGUGCCGCGCGGAUGGACGCAUGAUGCCUCAGGAGCGGAAAUCUCCUGGCUUCAACCAACACUCGGCUCUUGGGCAACGGGCCUGACCGACAGGUACAGUCAGCUGAAUACCUGGCUGGAAUUUGGACGCAAGGAGAUGAAGUCGUUCUGGAUCACCGGCUUCACAAAUGCCCAGGGAUUCUUGACAGGCAUUCGUCAGGAGGUGACGCGUCAACACAAAAGAGACCAAUGGGCCUUGGACGAGGUGGUGACGCACACGGAGGUCUUGACUCUUGACACUCCCGACCGUGUCCGUGAACUUCCAGAAGAAGGACAAAACAUACACGGGCUAUUCAUUGAAGGUGGCAAGUGGAACCGUCUUGAGGGAAAAUUAGAGGAGAGUGAAGCAAAAAAGCUUCAGCAAAACAUGCCGGUCAUCUACGUCACAGCGGUUGAAGUCAAGACGCUCAAAGCCAUGAACUCGUCAUCCGGGCCUUUUCCAUCCUUCAAUGCAGCGGUAUACAAGUACCCUCGCAGGAAUGACAGGUACCUGAUCUUCAGGUUGCUGCUCAGAUCUGGUGAGCACCAUCCUCAUCACUGGAGGCUUCGAGGAGUCUGCCUGGUGGCGCAGGCCUUGUCAGAGGGUAGCUUAGUCCACAAGUCUUGA